AUGGAGGUGCAGAAGGAGGCGCAACGCAUCAUGACACUGUCGGUGUGGAAGAUGUACCACUCGCGUAUGCAGCGCGGUGGCCUGCGGCUGCAUCGGAGUCUGCAGCUGUCGCUGGUCAUGCGCAGCGCCCGCGAGCUCUACCUCUCGGCCAAGGUGGAGGCCCACGAGCCCGAGGUGCCCUUGCCUGCCGGCCGCUCCCCUGACCCUCGCUUGCACUCACCUCGGGAAGCAGAAGCCACAGCCCAGGCAGCGCUCCCCGACGGUGAACCACCUUCCCCGGAGCCCAUGGACACCCAGGAGGAUCCGAGAACCGAGGAGACCCCUGCUCCCUGCAGCCCGCGCGCCGCCAGAACCAGUCGCAAACGGCGGAGCAGCAGUUUGAGCGACAGCUGGGACGCCGGACUGGUCCCAAGCAAGAAAGCCCGACUGGAAGAAGAGGAGGCGGAGGACACGCCGUCGGAGGUCGCCGAUCGCCUGCAGCCCCCACCGGCGCAAGCGGAGGGCGCCUUCCCCAAUCUGGCGUGCGUCCUGCAGAGGCGCUUUUCCGGCCUCCUGAACUGCAACCCUGCCGCACCCCCGACGGCGCCUCCUGCGUGCGACGCGAAGCCGGCCUGUCGCUCGGCGGACAAUAUGCUGAACGUGCUCGUGCGGGCCGUCGUGGCCUUCUGA
This is a messenger RNA of Orycteropus afer afer, 669 nucleotides long. It is a transcript of the gene IER2, whose product is annotated as immediate early response 2. The transcript has a single exon. The coding region runs from base 1 to 669 and encodes 222 amino acids. Lineage: Eukaryota; Metazoa; Chordata; Mammalia; Tubulidentata; Orycteropodidae. The record is from RefSeq and is a predicted model, not a curated record.